GCUAGCUUAUAAAUUGUGGAAAGUAUGUUUUUGUUUGUAGUUUUUAAUUUUUAUUAUGCUUAUUUUAUUAUAAGUAUUUAUAAGUAUAAAUUAUUAUUAUAAUAUUAUAUAUAAUAUAACUAAAUAAAACAAAUAGAAAAGGGUGAGGGUGAGGGCAACCACUCUCACUCGGAGCUUAUCAUAAGCUAGAGAUUCCACAGCUUAUAAGAUUCACUAGCUUAUAGUUAUAUUAGCUGUUUGGUAGAAUGGGUACCGUUAGUCUAUAAGUUUGCAGCCCCGUUCUACCAAACACACCAACAUAAGAAAAUUAAACUCAAACAAGUUGUAAGCUGGAAUAAUCAGUCGAUCUAAUAUUUUGACAACGUUGGUUGGUUCCAAGAGUAAAAUAGAAGGGGUCAAUUCAAGUUGCUCAUAAAUUCGUGCAAUGUUUGAGGUUUCAGUCUCGAAGCAAACUUAUCAUGCUCAUAUAUAAAUAUUCAUGUGUGACUCAAUGCAUAGCUGUUGUUUUGGGCUUGUCUGUGUAGACUUUAAGAAUGGGCCUAAAAGAUACCUCAAAAUAUUGGAAACAUUUCCAAACGGGCUAUUGGGCCCAACUUUCGCAAGGCUAUCUGGUUUCGAUGCCCACCAAAAUUUACAGCCAGUAAUAUCACUAUCUGCUGCUUCUUUUUAACCCAGGCGAGGAAAGGGAUGGGGAAACCCACACAAGAACACACACUGUUUCAAAAUUAAGAUUCAGUGACAAGACAUGCCAUUACAAUCAAAAUUGUUUCUUUCAGGAUUAUGCGGAGCCUCGUAUAAACUACACAACUCAAAUUUUACGGAGCGAUGUGGGACUAUAGUAAGUAAUGUCUACCGAGUCUUACUUUCAAACCAUUUGGCGAUAUCCUACCUGGUUAUCUCUCAUGACUUAUAACAUAAAAACAUCUCGCCCGAAAAUGGGAGUUCGAUUCUAAACUUGACAACUAUUUUCAAGUGGUUUGCGUUAGAUCUCGGCCCAACUAACAUGUAGAGCAGAUUUACGAGCAUCUAGCUCGGGUCGCCUAUGAGCAUAGUAGAAUGCCCAAAAGACACGCAUGCAUGCUGAGUUGUUCUCAAUUUAAAAAAAAUCUCGUUUCCGGCACGUCUCAAAACGGGUCAAGAUAUAUUGAAGAAUCGGACUGUCAUCUUGACCAGCACAAACAAGCAGGAGAACUAUAAUAAAGGUAGAGUUUGUAGGUAGGAAUCAAUAAAUGGGUAGUGGGCACAGUUGAGUACCAAGUACAACUAGUGCGUGUGACAUAUCAAGAGGGGCGGCCAUGAAGUCUGAUAUGGGUCACUGUUGCAUUUUCCAAGUUUCCUUUCUCAUAUAAGAACACCACAAGAUGGCAAUCUUUGCUUUUUCCUUUCUCUCAUUCACGUCAUAAAUGUACCCAAAACCUACAAACCAAAACCUCCCAUGCGUUUUUGCUACAGUUUUCUUUUUCUUUUCUACUAUCUUUUAUUGGCUCAUGUCAUUCAAGAUAUGUUAGGGAAUCUAAUGCCCAGUUCAACAUCUUCACCACCUCAAGCCAAAACGCACGUUUAAUUACACUACGGUUGGAGUCCAUAUACAGUCUCAUCAUCAAUUCAAAUUAAUUAACUUUGGAACUUGACAUUGCACAAGGCUCCCACAGUGGACGGAGUCAAGGACAAAUGAUUGGGAGACCACAUAAAAGAUUCCGCAACCUCAUGGACCGGUUGAGAUCUGGAUCGAGGUCUAGUGUAAGAAGAUAACAAGAUAACAUAGGUGGCAUUUGUAGACACUGAAUUGAGCAAGGACCCAUUUCACAAAUUGUGAUAACGGAAACACACAUGGGCCUUGAAUUCACGACCUCCCACUUGCAUUAAAAAUUAACACGAUCAAGUUCAUUAUCUCAUCCAAUGAGCAAUUGUUCAGCAUGCACACCUUACCUUCACAUAAUGUGAGAUUUGAAAUGUUAAUUCAAUUUCCUUGGUUGAUAACAUCAAAUAAUUAACAUGAUGUUUCAAGACUAUUGAAUAUUUUUCCAUUGUAGACACAGUAAUAAUACAGUCAAUUCCUUAAUUGUAUAGAGAAAUUUUGAAAGAGUGGCAAAAAGGGCGGUACAUAAACAUUUAAGAGCAAAGCCAAAUCUAGUACUACUUUUUUUUCAACAACCCUUUUUUCGAUGAACUGUCUGAGUCAGAAGUCCCAGAGAGUCUGUGUUGAAGGCUUUGAAAUUAAGAAUUCAUGAUUGACGUGAUGGUUGGAACAAUCUAUCAAACGAUCUAUCUCAGUUCUUGAGUUAUGUCUAAUUGUCUAAUCAAAAGGAUGGUCCACCAACCAUUUUGUUGUGGCCAUUGUUGAUAUAGCUCUAGCUCUAUCUCUAUAGCUCUAGUCCUCCCGAUGAUAUAUACACACACACACAUAUAUAUGUAACAAUUAGUGCAUUAUACAACUGAAUAUCUGGGAAGUAGUGUUGCAUUAACUUGGUGGCUAUAUUGAUUAUUGAGGGAGCAGAUUCAUAUUUCCUGAUCGAUCGAGUUGGCUAGAAAUCUAUCAUAUUUUCCACUCUUUUUCAUAGAGAGUAGAGAGUUUACACAUUUAUGUACUGUGAUAGUGCUUAUGCGUGCAUCUAUGUAUUGAAAGCUUUAUGAGACAGAAUCAUGUAACCCUACUAGGAACAUUCUCAUAUGUAUGUUGAGCUAACCUAGUCUUGAAUUCGCAUGCUUGCUCUUCAAACCUCCUCAAUGUCAAACCCAACAUGAGAUUCAUUUGUUAGAAAAUCCAGACGAAAUAUGCACUAAAAGAUCCGCACGGAUUUUUUUUCCUUAACUAUUUUCAAAAUACUUAGACCCUUAAAAUAUGUCACAUGUGUAAGAGGACUAGCUAGACCUUAUUUAUAAAUCACUCAAUUAGGUUAUAUCAAUGUGAUUUGAGAUCACAAGUCUAAACAUCAUUAUACAUUGGAAUUAAUUAACACACACAGUGAAAUUGGAGUCCAAAUUUACUCUUUGGGAGAGUGAGUUGCUUAUGUUUGUGUAGGCCCAUCAUGAAAAGAAAAAGACAAUAUUUAGCAACAAUGAAGCGCCAGUCAACUUCCAACAAAGGAAAUACAAGAUUGUUUCCUUAACAAUCUUACUGAGUUAGUGGCUAGGAGGGGUUACAAGUUUUUUUAGGGCAACUCCAUGCUUUGAAUUCUUUGUAAAUGCUCUUUCAAAAAACUAUUAUGGAAAAGUCCGAUUAAGCCCAAACUCAGGUCAGGCUAGACACACGUAAACUCGCUCAACAAGUUAGUUGUGUUGAGAUCUAGCGCAAACUAAUUGUAAAUGGUUGCAUCAGUUUAGAAUCGAACUUCCGACGUCGAACAAGGUUAUUUACGCCCUCAAUCUGGAGAAAUAACCAAAUAGAGGUUAUAUACAAAGUAGUUCUACACUUCUACAUGCUUAUAUACAUCUCUAUCACUAUCACAAUCACAACUGGCUGAAGAGAGAGGAGGAUGCAAAAGAGAGAAGGCAGAGUGAAGUCGAUCGGCAGCUCGGAAAUCGAGUGUUUCCUAGCAAAAUAGAGAGGAUAGUGUUGUGUGUGUGAGUGUUUGGAACGCCAUUCUAUGCAUCUUUUUUUCCUCCAUCUAUAUCUCCUCAUUUGCCGCUUCCCUGUCUCCUUCGUUACCAAACACUAAAGAAUCACACAACUCAAACCCACAAAUUAAUACUUAUUGCCUUUCUCCAACACUUAUCUUCUCCAUCAAAUCCCAAAUCCCCACCAUGCAAGCUCCUCUCUUCACCUACAUAUCCUCCACUGAUCAUGGCCAAGAAAAUGAAGAUUCCAUUAUUCUAUCUCUUGGUCUUCCUGGUCAACAGAAAACCCAUCUUUCCCCUUCAUAUCAAAAGCAUCAAAACCCUAACGAUGAAAACAGUGUGACGGUUGCUCUGACCAUUGCUCCUCCCACAGCAACAAGCUUCAACGCACACAACCUCAACGCCAUUAAUGGUGGUUCUAAUGAUCUCGCUCAAGGAGUGCAUUACUGGAUUCCCACUCGCUCCCAAAUCCUUGUUGGUCCGGCACAGUUCUCUUGCAUUGUCUGCAACAAAACAUUCAACCGUUACAACAACAUGCAGAUGCACAUGUGGGGUCAUGGAUCGCAGUAUCGAAAGGGUCCGGAGUCACUAAGAGGGACAAAGCCAUCUUCAUCAAUGCUAAGACUGCCUUGUUAUUGUUGUUCUGAGGGUUGCAAGAACAACAUUGACCAUCCAAGAUCAAGGCCAUUGAAGGAUUUCAGAACUCUCCAAACCCAUUACAAGCGAAAGCACGGAGCCAAGCCAUUUGGGUGUAGAAAAUGUGGCAAACAUUUUGCUGUCAGAGGGGAUUGGAGGACACAUGAGAAGAAUUGUGGGAAGCUUUGGUUUUGCAUAUGCGGAUCUGAUUUCAAGCACAAGAGAUCUUUGAAAGAUCAUGUCCGUUCAUUUGGAGAUGGUCAUGCAGCCCAUACUUUGGAGACUAAUUGUGAGGUUGGAGAUGAAUAUGAAGACGAAGAGGAAGAAGGAGAAGAAGAGGAAGAGGAGGUUUAUAACGACAUUCAUGAAGGUCAUCAUCCUGUUUUCUUUUAUUAAGUAACUAAUAUUAGAGUUAGUAAUUAUGUUUUCGUAAAUGAUAAAGAUCCCAGAGCAGUUGGUAUCUCAGUUAUUUCGACUGGUGAGUUGUACGCACAGGAUCUAAGUGAAUUUUGAGUUCCACAUGACUCACAUGAUGCAUAUGAAAUCUUAGGCGUAAAACUCAACAAUUGGGACAACUGAGAUACCGGCUACUAGGAUCCCUAUUAUUAUUGUUAUGUUUUUGAAUUGCCAACUUAUGAUUAGGAUUUAUGGUGCUAGAGAGAGUGAUGAAGAGAGAGGAUGAAGACAAAACGGAUAGUGAAAGCCAAAGGUUGUAUUACAUUAAA
This is a messenger RNA of Tripterygium wilfordii, 4919 nucleotides long. RefSeq names its product zinc finger protein WIP6-like. The record is from RefSeq and is a predicted model, not a curated record. The transcript has 2 exons. Gene Ontology annotation, biological process: anatomical structure development; regulation of gene expression. Gene Ontology annotation, cellular component: nucleus. Gene Ontology annotation, molecular function: DNA-binding transcription factor activity. Bases 3745 to 4590 code for a protein of 281 amino acids. NCBI's taxonomy places the organism in Eukaryota, Viridiplantae, Streptophyta, Magnoliopsida, Celastrales, Celastraceae.